AUUCCAGAAAGAAGCAUAUGACAGCUAGCUAGUGGCGUGUUGUCAAGUGGACUGUUCCCCACUUGAAGUAGAUAUCUAAAUCAUACAAAAACCCAUCAUUGUUGACUUUCAAACCCAAUGCAAAUUAAAAGCCUUUUUCUUUUCGAUCCCUAUACAAUUAAAUUACCUAUAUAUAUGCACCUUGAAAUCCAUAUAUACAACGCACUCACCACUAAAACCAGAAAAACCAAAAUGGUUACUUCUUCAAUUUCAUCUAAUUUUCUCUUCCAUUGUUUCCUUCUCUUGAGCUUCUUCUUUGUUGCAAUAACCCAAGCUGAAGUUCCAUCAGAACAAACCUUCAACUUCAUCAACCAUGGUGAAUUUGGAAAACCAAAAGCCGAAUACAAUGCUAACUACCGUGUUAUCCAAACCAAAAACCAUAAUUUCUUUACCUACCCUUUCCAGCUGUGCUUCUACAGCACCAUCCCUGGUUCUUACAUAUUGGCCAUCAGAGCUGGCAUUCCGGGCGACCAAACCCCCAUGCGGUGGGUCUGGGACGCCAACCGCAACCACCCGGUCGGCGAAAACGCCACCCUCUCUUUCGGCUCGACCGGAAACUUGGUCCUCGCCGAGUCAAACGGCCGCAUUGUGUGGCAAACGGACACAGCCUACAGAGGUAUAACCGGCAUUAAAUUGCUCCAAAAUGGCAACUUGGUCCUUCACGACCCCCAAGGAAGGCCCAUCUGGCAGAGCUUUGAUCAUCCAACCGACACUCUUCUAGUUGGCCAGUCGCUUUGGACGCACGGCGUUAACAAGCUCGUAAGCCGUAGGUCUGACACCGAUGGCUCAGAUGGGCCCUACAGUUUGGUCCAUCAAGAAAACCGAGGAUUGUAUUUGUACGUGGAGGACAACCACGGCCAGCUCAUCCGAUACAACGGUUGGCUCUAUAGCCAACAUUCGGCCACCGUGAUCUUGGAAGGAAAGCCGGCGGCCGACGACAACAACAACCACAAAUCUUCGGCUAAUAAUUAUGAACUCACUUUCACAAUCUACGGAAGCCAAAGGGCGACGAUUAAUCCUCAGCUUCCACCACCAAUCGAUAUAUUCACGCUCAGAAAAGUCAACUAUAACACCACGCUUUCUUUCGUAAGAAUUGGAUCCGAUGGCAAUCUCAAGGCCUACACAUAUCAGGUGGGAAGCAAUGGAAGGAGAUCCAAAUGGGAAGAGAGCUACGCAUAUUUCUCAACAUAUUGGGCGAGCCUAUGCACCUUGCCCACCAGGUGCGGUUCGUUCGGGUUGUGCGAAAGGGGCGUCUGCUUGGCAUGCCCGACUCCCAAAGGGCUUGUUAGUUGGAACAAGAGCUGCUCACCGCCCAAGUUGCCGCCGUGUACGACUAGUGGAGCGGUGGCGGCGAACAAGAAGGUGAAUUACUUUAAUGUAACGGGGGCUCAGCAUUUUACUAGUAAUGAAGCCGUUGGUGGAGAAGGAAUGAGCUUUGAGGAGUGCAAAAGCAAGUGUGAUACGGACUGUAAGUGUUUGGGUUUCGUCAUGUUCGAAGAUUUCAGGUGUAUUAUUGCUACUGUGUUGGGAACCCUCUCAAAGACCCAGAAGAAUUACACUGCAUACAUCAAGUAUUAAUAUAUUCAAAACUUAGUGAGAGAGGAUUUUGUGGUAUUAAUUUAAUAUUAUUUUGCAUGGAAAUUAUAUAUAUAUAUAUAUAUGUAGUUUUUCGGGUUUUAAUUAAGAAGUUUAAAUUCUCUUGUAAUAGCUAUAGCUCGGAUGUAACUUUCAUUAAGAAAUAAAAUUCAUUUGUUUUUAUUUGA
Molecule: messenger RNA, 1802 nt
Organism: Ziziphus jujuba (common jujube)
Lineage: Eukaryota; Viridiplantae; Streptophyta; Magnoliopsida; Rosales; Rhamnaceae
Product: EP1-like glycoprotein 2
Exons: 2
Coding region: 118-1617 (499 amino acids)
Source: RefSeq, a predicted model, not a curated record